AUGGUCACCAAAGGCUGGCUUUUGCAUAGUGUCGUGGCCAUGGUCCUGAUCAUUGAAGUCUUCUCUCAAGAUUGUGGCCAAUUCCUCACCAGGUUAAGGCAAGCCAACAAGGCCAACCUGGAACUUCUCAACAGCAAGAUGAAUUCCACCAUUCCCCAACAAUGCAUUGAGGAUGUAUUCAGCUUCUCCCUGAAGAACAAACUCCCCUCAAACCUUGAUGUCUCUGAGGCGGAGAAUGCCAAGGUGGCCAUCCAAGAAGUCCUCCAGCAGACAGGUCACAUCUUCAGACAGAACUGUACUGAAAUGUUGUGGGAUGAGGAUUUCUUGAGAGCUUUCCAUGCUGGACUGGAUCAGCAGAGUGAGAACCUGAAGAGCUGCCUGAGUGCAUCUCCAAGGAGUCAGAGGAUCCAGCUCACCAGGCUGAGAGUGAAAAGAUACUUCCGAAGCCUGAAUGACUUUCUGAAAGAGAAAGAGUACAACCGGUGUGCCUGGGAGAUUAUCCAAAUCCAAGUCAAGCAAUGUUUUCUCUGGAUUGAAAAUCUCAUCCCAAUGAUCCGAAAUGAAGGUACUUACUUUGCUCAGUAUCAAACUGCAGCCAUUCAAAAUUUGAUUGCAUGA
Anolis carolinensis (green anole) is the source of this 618-nucleotide messenger RNA. Its product is annotated as interferon kappa. Gene Ontology annotation, biological process: defense response. Gene Ontology annotation, molecular function: cytokine receptor binding. Lineage: Eukaryota; Metazoa; Chordata; Lepidosauria; Squamata; Anolidae. Bases 1 to 618 code for a protein of 205 amino acids. The transcript is spliced from 2 exons. Gene Ontology annotation, cellular component: extracellular region. The record is from RefSeq and is a predicted model, not a curated record.